UUGCAAUUGCAUAAAUGGUCUCCACCACCGCCUCGCCAUUUCCCUCGAAAACCAGGAAAAAAUACGGAGCUCCGAGAGAGAUACAGAAAGAGAGAAUCCUGAAGAAAUUUCGGCUAAACCUUCAUCGUUUAGCCCUUAUUCUCUCUUUUCGUUUCUCUCUUUAGCGCUACCUCCGAUUUCUUCAACAUUCAGCUUUCUUCGUCGGCCAGAUUGGUGCAUAUCUGCCAUUACUCCCUCGCCAGUUCUUAAACUCGGUCUUCGAUCUUCUUGAGUUAUACCAAAAUGGUGUUCUGGGUUUUUGGCUAUGGUUCGUUGGUGUGGAACCCGGGAUUUGAAUAUGAUGAGAAAGUGAUAGGCUUUAUCAAGGAUUACAGACGAGUAUUUGAUCUUGCAUGCAUUGAUCACAGAGGUACACCUGAACGUCCUGCGAGAACUUGCACAUUGGAAAAUGUUGAAGGAUCUGUUUGCUGGGGUGCUGCUUACUGUGUUCGUGGAGGACCUGAAAGGGAAAGACUAACAAUGGAGUAUUUGGAACGGAGAGAAUGUGAAUAUGAUAAGAAAACCCUUGUAGAAUUUUACAAGGAAGGGGAUCACUCGCGACCUGCUUUAACAGGAGUCAUAGUUUUCACUUCCACUCCGGAUAAAAUAUCAAACAAGUACUACUUGGGACCUGCUCCCUUGGAGGAAAUGGCUAGCCAAAUUGCAACGGCCCAUGGACCUUGUGGGAAUAACAGAGACUACCUAUUCCUGUUAGAAAAAGCCAUGUUUGAUAUUGGUCAUGAAGAUGACAUGGUGAUUGAAUUGGCAAAUGAAGUGAGGAAGGUACUUGUUGCGCUUAAUUCCUAUGUUCCAGCCCUUAAACUACGUCCACUCACGGAAGCUGUGGCGCUGGAUUCUUAAUAUUGAAGACAGAUAACUGAAGGAAAGGGGGGCAUAAACCAGAGCUCCACUAACUUGAUUACACUCCUGGAGAAUCCUCUCUGUUUUUUCGUUUUUUACACCCUGCCAAAAGAUUAUUAUUAUUAUUAUUAUUUUUUUUUCGUAUGUUCCCGUCAUUGCUUCUUAGUUAUUAGCAUCCACUUGUCUGUUUAGGCUCAUAGCAUUGCUGUGUCUCUAACAUUAACCAUAGUGUUUGAGCAAAAGAGAUGUAACUGGCCAACGGCCGCCCGCUAUAAACAAUGAUAAUUUUUAUUUUUGAGAACAAUGAUAAAUGAUAACUGGUGAUUCCUUCAA
Messenger RNA from Jatropha curcas, 1233 nucleotides. Its product is annotated as ChaC-like family protein. Gene Ontology annotation, molecular function: glutathione specific gamma-glutamylcyclotransferase activity. Gene Ontology annotation, cellular component: cytoplasm. NCBI's taxonomy places the organism in Eukaryota, Viridiplantae, Streptophyta, Magnoliopsida, Malpighiales, Euphorbiaceae. Gene Ontology annotation, biological process: glutathione catabolic process. The record is from RefSeq and is a predicted model, not a curated record.